AGCACGAGGAAGUAGAAAAAAGCUCUAACUUACCAUGUAAUAACCUCUCUUACAAAAUGAUUCAAUGCAAAACACACAAUCUCGUCUUCCGCUUACAAUAGUUACGUUUAGAUAAUACAUUUAAAAAUAAUCCUCGAUGAGUUUAAGUUAGUUUAAGGAAGUUUCUCACGUGGUUUUAGUGAAAGUGAACGCAGCUUCCCCUCUGUCUGCUGCUGCACACGCGCCUUUCUCUGCAAACCUGUCCCACAGCUAAGUGCCUCAAACACAAUGGUGAACGUGAUAACAGUGUUUUUGAACGUCUUGUGUCUGUACUUGAGCUCCGCAGCGCCGCCAAACUUCAUCAUUUUCUUCGCGGAUGAUCUGGGCUUCGCGGACCUGGGUUGUUACGGGCACCCCUCCUCCGUGACCCCGAACUUGGACAAGCUCGCGAGGGGAGGACUGCGCUUCACCGACUUCUACGUCACUGUCGGCGGCUGCAGCCCGUCCAGAGCUGCUUUACUGACAGGCCGGUAUGAGACCCGCUCGGGAAUCUAUCCCGGGGUGCUGUACCCUGGCUCCAUUGGGGGGCUUCCUUUGAAUGAGACCACCAUCGCUGCCAUGUUAAAACCGCUGGGAUAUGCCACCGCCGCUAUCGGAAAGUGGCAUCUGGGUUUAGGGGCCAAAGGGACAUACCUUCCCACCAACCAUGGAUUUGACCACUUCCUCGGGAUCCCAUACUCUCAUGAUCAGGGCCCGUGUGCAAACCUGACCUGCUUCCCUCCGGACGUGAAGUGCUUUGGAGAGUGUGAUCUCGGCGCCGUAACUGUCCCACUCAUGAAGAACGACAAGAUCAUACAGCAACCGGCCAACUUCCUGGAGCUGGAGAAGGCAUAUAGUGACUUUGCAACUAAUUUCAUCCUGACCUCCACCCAGAAACAACAGCCCUUCUUCCUCUACUAUCCAUCCCAUCACACACACUACCCCCAGUUCGCGGGCAUGAGGGCAGCAGGGAGGACUUCCAGAGGUCCUUUUGGAGAUGCUCUGCUGGAGUUUGAUUACACCAUCGGAGACAUUAUGGCCACGCUAGACAAGACUAAGGUUCUCAACAACACUUUGGUUCUCUUCUCCUCAGACAACGGGCCUGAGUUGUUGAGGAGGUCUCGUGGAGGUACUGCUGGUCUUCUGAAAUGUGGUAAAGCGACUACAUAUGAAGGAGGGGUGAGAGAGCCUGCCAUUGCCUACUGGCCCGGAAGAAUCCAGCCUGGUGUCACUCAUGAACUGGCCAGCACUCUGGACAUCCUGCCGACUAUCGCCAAACUGUCAGGAGCCACGCUGCCCCCUGUGGCUCUGGAUGGAUUGGACAUGACAGACGUCCUCCUCCGUCAUGGCAGGAGUAAAAGAGAAUCGAUGAUGUUCUGGUCCCUAAACCCCAGUAAGAAGCAUGGGCUGUUUGCUCUAAGGCUGGGGAAAUAUAAGGCAUAUUUCUAUACAGAAGGCUCAGUCAAAAGCAGCACAGUACCAGACCCUGACUGUGUCGCCCCUCUUCAGUUCCAUGACCCUCCUCUUCUUAUCGACCUGGAGAGCGACCCGUCAGAGCACUACCCCCUCUCGCUGAAGGAACGCCCUGAUCUACAACACGUUCUGGAGGAGAUCAUGAAGGUCAAAGCCAGCCUGGAGGCCUCCAUGGAGUUUGGAGAGAGCCAGAUAGCAAAGGGACAGGACCCAAGUCUACAGCCCUGUUGCAACCCAGAGUGUAGUCCCAAACCAAGCUGCUGCCAGUGUCCUUAACUGUACACGUCUUGGUAAGGGCAUGAUUAUGUUUACAUAUGCUUAGAUGAAGAUGGUAUUUCAUAUUUUUAAGGGAGACAUAUUUUGCUAAUUUUACUUUUUAUAGCUUUUGAUAAUGCAUGUUUGAGUAAUUUUUAUUCUUCUGCAUUCAAGACACCACUGUUAAAAUUUUUUCUUUUCCCCUAUCCCCUAUACACACCCACUGCACUAUACGUACAUUUUCUCAGAUUUUUUUUCUUCGAUGGUGAUGCGCAUAGGAUUUAGCAGCAUCGUGUGGACAUUUUUGGUACAAAUGAAAAAAAAGUUUUGACUCUUUGCCGUAGAGAUUUGUGGUCAUGGCGUAGUCAAGUAAAAAUUAGGACCACAGCUUCUGUUAUUAAGUUGUUUUAGAGAAGUAUUGCAAGUUAAAAGGUCAAAAUUCUAAAAUAAUGAUCCACAUAUAACUAGAGAACAUACAAAAACAUAAUAAAUCUUCUUUAAUAUAACAUAAUAGAAUACUAAAGAAUAUAUGAAAGGUCUUCUAUUAUUCUGAAGUGGCAUUUUUAUGUUGUUUACUGAUCAAAAAAACUUACCUAGAAUUAUGUUUUUUUAUUUCUCAGUAUUUUGCAAAUAUUAUUUCAUUCAGAUAAUUUCACCACUAACAUUGCUGUUACUACACAACACUAAUGAAAUUGUAUUUGAUGCUUCCCUUAUCAUUGAAUCAGUUAGUGAUUUAUAUAUGUGUAAAAUCAUGACCUGUAGUUAUUCUCCACACACAGUAUUAUUUUAAUGAAUCCAAUGUGAAAUGAUACGAUGAAGAUGAUGAACAUAUCUAAUGCAUUAUGAAAUGUCUUAUGUGGUCUACCUCUGUGGAAUCCAAGAGAAGCUGUAGUGUGUUGCCAUAUAUUCUUGUUAGUACAGGUAUGUUGUAAAUUUGAAUUGAUUUGUUCUUGUGUAAAAUAUAAGAUAAAAUAAAAGAAAACCUAUGAACUACCAAGUCCAUGGUGUCCAACAGUAGUUGUGUAAAGAAUGUGUAAUAAGAAAAACAGGGUUCCUGCACA
Molecule: messenger RNA, 2807 nt
Organism: Periophthalmus magnuspinnatus
Lineage: Eukaryota; Metazoa; Chordata; Actinopteri; Gobiiformes; Gobiidae
Product: arylsulfatase A-like
Exons: 8
Coding region: 268-1767 (499 amino acids)
Molecular function (GO): arylsulfatase activity
Source: RefSeq, a predicted model, not a curated record